Nilaparvata lugens (brown planthopper) is the source of this 745-nucleotide messenger RNA. Its product is annotated as ras-related and estrogen-regulated growth inhibitor-like. Gene Ontology annotation, molecular function: GTP binding; GTPase activity. The record is from RefSeq and is a predicted model, not a curated record. NCBI's taxonomy places the organism in Eukaryota, Metazoa, Arthropoda, Insecta, Hemiptera, Delphacidae. The transcript has 4 exons. Bases 1 to 528 code for a protein of 175 amino acids.
AUGACAGAUUUACUCUACCGACACAAUGUGUCAUUCGACAGUGUAAAUAUUGAAGUAGAAAUUCUGGACACGUGUAAAUGUAAGAUAACCGGAUGCCUGUACGACCACUUGAGGUGGGGCGAGGCAUUUGUCGUGGUAUACAGCGUCUGCGACGAGGCGAGCUUUCGCGAGGCCCAACUCUUGCUCGACACACUCGCCAAACUCAAGUUGCCGUCCUACUACACCACACUCCUACUCGGCAACAAACGAGAUCUCGAACAUUCCAAGAAAGUUUGCGUGGACGCAGGCCAAGAGUUGUCGCUCCGUUACGGCUGUCAGUUCUACGAGGUGUCAGCGGCUGAAAGCUACGCGGGCGUGUCGCUCGCGUUUCAGUCGCUGCUUCGCGAGGCACGCAGCGUGCAACUUCUGAGAGCGAUGCCCAUCCGACGCAAGCUGGGCGUCAACUCUGUGUCCAAAGUGCUGGGCACGAUCUUCGGGCAGAACAAGAGCCGAGAUCGCGGCAAGAAACGACCCUCGCUGUCUAUAUGACCUCGUGCAAGUUAUGAACUAUGAAAAUAUGAAGAACAGACUCUUUUAUAGACGAGUUGAAUACAGUUAAAAAGCAGAAAAACUCUUUAUAGAUAUGGUGGAGUCCACGUUAUAAUGGCAGUGUUUGAUUGGCAGUGGUAUUGCUAUCCUUGUCUGUCAUUCAACAAAGCGGAUAGCGCUAUCUCUUUCUUGCUUUGCUCUGUUGCCAGAUCGUAUU